Messenger RNA from Echinostoma caproni, 462 nucleotides. The record is from the annotation of a GenBank genome assembly. Lineage: Eukaryota; Metazoa; Platyhelminthes; Trematoda; Plagiorchiida; Echinostomatidae.
AUGCGGAUCGUUGUGUUACUGUUGUGCGCGUUGCACUUGUGUAUCGGUCACCCAAUUGGUGUUUUUGACGCAUCGGUGCUCGGUGCAGGAAAGCGUGGUAUUCUCGGUUCGGCCGUGAAAAACAUUGGAGGGACAUUGCUCCGAGGAGUGGCCAGUGGUUUUAUGUAUCCUCCGAUGGGAAUGAGUCCAUUCAGUCCGUUCGCUAUGAAUCCUUGGAUGUCGGGUCAAUCUUUCAUGGGCGGAAUGUACGGAGGAUUCAAUCCGAUGUCUAUGGGAUCGGGCAUGGGAUACAAUCCAAUGUCUAUGGGGAUGGGUGGAAUGGGUGGAAUGGGAUUUGGGUACAAUCCAAUGUCCAUGGGAAUGGGCGCAAUGGGCGGAAUGGGCGGAAUGGGUGGAAUGAAUUUCAUGAACAAUCCAAUGUCCAUGGGAAUGGACCCAAUGAUGGGAUAUGGUUAUUGGUGA